AUGCAAGAAUACGGUGUUUGGAAAAAGAUGGUCUUUGAUAGGAAUAGCCUGAACUGCCUUUCCUCUUUCUUUGCUGCAUCUGAGAUUACCGCCCCGUGGGUCCUAUUCAAAGCAUCGAAAGGACCGAAGGUUGGACUACGUUCAGGGAUUGGGAUUACUCUUUGUUCUCAGCCGCUAAAGGAAGAAGGAUCUCUAUCACUGAUCCAGUGGAUGCUUGAAAGUGAGGUAAGCCGUGCUUUUCGGUAA
Molecule: messenger RNA, 246 nt
Organism: Sphenostylis stenocarpa
Lineage: Eukaryota; Viridiplantae; Streptophyta; Magnoliopsida; Fabales; Fabaceae
Source: the annotation of a GenBank genome assembly